This is a messenger RNA of Oryzias melastigma (Indian medaka), 1530 nucleotides long. RefSeq names its product INO80 complex subunit C (gene ino80c). The transcript has 5 exons. Lineage: Eukaryota; Metazoa; Chordata; Actinopteri; Beloniformes; Adrianichthyidae. The coding region runs from base 130 to 723 and encodes 197 amino acids. The record is from RefSeq and is a predicted model, not a curated record. Gene Ontology annotation, biological process: chromatin remodeling. Gene Ontology annotation, cellular component: Ino80 complex.
GAAGUUGACUUCUUCACAUCCGGGUCAAGUGUUGUUUACAACUGAUAGCUAUAGUGGCAUGCUAAGGCUAAAUGUUGAGACACCACAACGGGUGACUUUACUUUGUAAAUGUGUGCAACAUUCGUUUAAAUGGCGUCGCAGAUUCCCAUAACCGUAAAGACACCGCUAUCGGUGGCCGGUACCGCCGCGGUCCGCGGGAAGAAACGUCCCGGUAGUCCGGCGGUUCUGCAGCCCGCCGGGAGCAGCAGCAGCACCAAGAAGAAGAAAGGACCUUCAAUAAUGACACCUCAGACAAAAGUAACAGCAACUGAAGUGAUGCCUGAAGUGAAGGCAGUAGAGUCAGUAGACGGUGGUCCAGCUGCCACAGAGUCCACAGCAAAACCGCCUCCAUUUAAAGACCACACAUUUAUGCACUCAGGGAUUGGUGGUGCUGCAGCGGGAAAAAAGAACAGGACCUGGAAGAAUCUUAAGCAGCUUCUGGUUUUAGAGCGGACUUUACCCUGGAAGUUUGAUGAUCCAAACUAUUACAACAUCGACGCCCCUCCCUCCCUGAAGCCAGCCAAAAAGUACUCUGACAUCUCUGGGCUUCCUGCGAACUACACAGACCCUCAGACCAAGCUGCGCUUCACGUCCUCAGAUGAGUUCUCCUACAUCCGCCUCCUCCCUUCGGAUGUCGUAACCGGCUACCUGACCCUUCGAAAGGCGACGUGCAUAGUUCCAUGACAGCUGAAAGCCAUCUUAGAACCCUUUAAACCCAGUUUUUGGGAUGAAGUCAGUGGAGGAGGCUUCUGGGCCAGAGAUGAGAAGAGCGAAUACUCCUAACGCAGGACUCAAGGAUCAGCUCUGCAGCUAAAAAUGCUGAAUCUGAACCACUGCUGUGGAAACGAAAGUCUGAGUCGGCAAAAGGGACAUUUGUUGUUCUACUGUUGUAAAACACAGUUUGAGAAAGUGCUCUCUUAAUUUGUAAGAAAAACAUUUCUUUAAAUAUGUUUCAGUUUUCUUUGUAAAAAGGUGCUUCAAGAUAAAGCAAAAACAAAUGUUGGCUGAUACGCAUUUCCUAAAAUUAUGUCUUAAAAACUGCAGGAUCUGGUAUUUAUCAAAUGCUGUAUUAUCCUAAGAUGCUUUUAUAGCCUCACAAGACCUCUGGUUUCUGUAAUGUGAAAUUCAUAUGCAGGUGUUUUAUUAGGUUGUUUGAAGGAAUUCAUUUUUUGUUCACGCUUUAUGGUUAAGUUUAAUCAUUAAUAAUUAAGAAAGAGUCCCAAUGUCGUGUAUGCUUUUAAUGUAGGUGCAUACUAUCUGUAAGACGAUUAAAAAUGCAUUUCUCAACUGGAGUAAAGUAGAAACUAUGAACAGAAAAAACAUUUUUUUUGGUAGUUAUUUUUUCAUUUUUUUAACAUUCGCAUUAUGUCAGUGUGUUUACUCUAAGUUCCUCGGUGAUGUAAAGUGUGAAUGUAAUGUGUUUUCUCUCUUUUUUUUAAAUUGUAGAUUAGUUUUUCACGUGAUUACUUUACUGCAGGAAGUUACAAUUUU